UUCUGCCAUUUCAUUGCCCUGUAAAAUAUUUUUACGAAAAAGCGGCUAAUGAUACAUUCAUCAGCUCUUUAUUAAGGAACAAAAUGUUGGAUUUCACUUCAUUUCUAAAUAUUAUUGCAUCAAAUAAUAUGAAAAUACGGAAGGAAAACAGAUUUGUGUAGAUACUGAAAUAGUAAUUGCUGAUAUCAAGAAAUUUGAUUUUGAAAACAGAAGAUUAUCAUUAUCAAGAACACAAUAGAUUGUAACAGAGACAGAACAUGAAGAUUCAGUUUGGUUUAUCUGUAAUAUCUUUUCAUAUCAGUGUGGAUCUUGAGAACUGGAGUCUGCUUACCUGCUGAUUUUUGUUUGCAAUAUUGAACUCUAGGAAAUGAAACUGUCCUAAUAAAAUAUCUUGUAAUUAUUUCCUUAUGAAGGAGAUAUCUUCAGACUUUGUGAAAUCUCAACUUUUAUUGUAAAAGAAAAUUCAUUCUAACUUUAGUAUUUAAGAAGUUUCAUAGAAUUUGCUUACCUUCAUUGAACAUUAUAAAUUAAUCUACUUUUUUUUAAAAGUAUAUUAUUGAAGAAAGAAGAAAAUUAUGGAAGAAAAGCUUUGUGAAAACCAGGUUUACGAUCAAACACAGCCUGAAUCCAAUGACAUAUCUAAUCUGGUAUAUGUAGAUGUAGAAAAGCAAUCAUGUCCCUUUGACAUUCAUAAGAAAACAUUCACACAGUCCAAUGUACUGCUUACAAGCUUUAAGGUUAAAAAAAUUUACAGCAAAGCAAUUGCAAAAACUCGUUUAUUCUCAAAGGGUGUUCAGUCAGAUCAGAAAGAUUUUGAAUGCUUAAUUUGUGGUAAAGUAUUCCUUCAGAAUUCAUAUUUGACUAGACACAAACUGACUCACAGAAGCAAGAAACCACACCACUGUGAUAUCUGUGACAAAACCUUUUCUGUCCGCAGUACUUUGACUAAUCAUAGACGUAUUCAUACUGGUGAAAAACCAUAUCACUGUGAUAUUUGUGGGAGAAGUUUCACUCAGCUAAAUCAUUUGAGUAGACACAAAUAUAUUCACUCAGGUGAGAAACCAUUUCACUGUGAUAUCUGUGGGAAAACAUUCUCUCAGACUGACAGCUUAACUCGUCACAUACGUAUUCAUACAGGUGAGAAACCAUAUCAGUGUGGUAUAUGUAGUAAAACAUUCGCCCGAAGUUCUAAUUUAAAUGUUCACAAAUACAUUCACACCAGUGAAAAGCCACACUGUUGUGAUGUCUGUGGGAAAACAUUCUCUGGAAGAGGUAACAUGACUGUUCACAGACGUACUCACACUGGUGAGAAACCAUACCAUUGUGAUAUCUGUGGGAAAGCCUUCUCUGCAUAUUAUACUUUGGCUAGUCACAAACAAGCUCACAUAGGAAUUAGACCAUACCGCUGUGAUAUUUGUGGGAAAACAUUCACGCGUAGUAGUAGGUUAACUAAUCAUAUACGCAUCCACACAGGUGAAAGACCAUACCACUGUAAAACCUGUGGAAAAACAUUCUCUCAGAAUGUUCAUUUAACUCAACAUGUACGGGUUCACACUGGUGAGAAACCAUACCACUGUGAUAUCUGUGGUAAAACAUUCUCUCAGAAUACACAUUUAAAGAUUCAUAUACGUGGUCACACAGGUGAGAGACCAUACAGUUGUGAUAUUUGUGGUAAAACAUUCUCUGAUAAUCAGCAUUUAACUCGCCACAGACCUGUUCACACUGGUGUGCAACCAUAUCGCUGCAACAUCUGUGGUAGGACUUUCUCUAAGAAUAAAAUUUUGACUAAUCACAAACAAAAAGCACAUGAAAACCAAACUGUAAAACAAGGGAAAUAAUUAAAAGAAUUUGUAAAAUUAUUACUUUAUGACAUAAUGGAAUUAAUACCGUGAAUGUUUAAAGAACAUCACAGAAAAUUAAUGAAUGCCAUGUUUAUAUAAUGUUACUUGAAUUAUUUGAGAAUAUUUUGUAACAUUUGCAAAAGGUUAUAAAUCAGUGUGUUGUAAUUUUUAUUAACUGUUAACUUUCUAAAACAAUUUGUUUUGUAUAUCACCCAAAUAUUUUACAUAGUUAAGAAAAUUUUCAAUAAAAUUUUUCAUACACUGAUUAAUAAAAAAAUAAUCUUUCUGAUUUGCAAUGUUUACAAACUACAAUUUCUUUUUUUACUCUCUCCAACACAAUCUGGAGAAUUUCCAGAACAUUCUUCAGCAUGAUUAAAUAAGUGUAUAUAGAUUUACAUGUGUAAAUGGGACGGACCAUUUAUUUAAAUAACAAAUAAAAUUGAUGUAUUUUAUAAUUAAAUUUUAAUAUUUUAUCUGCUUACAGACAUUUGUCGCUAUUAAAAUGUUAUGAGCUGA
This is a messenger RNA of Octopus bimaculoides (California two-spot octopus), 2357 nucleotides long. RefSeq lists its product as uncharacterized. Gene Ontology annotation, molecular function: RNA polymerase II cis-regulatory region sequence-specific DNA binding; DNA-binding transcription activator activity, RNA polymerase II-specific. Gene Ontology annotation, biological process: regulation of transcription by RNA polymerase II. NCBI's taxonomy places the organism in Eukaryota, Metazoa, Mollusca, Cephalopoda, Octopoda, Octopodidae. The record is from RefSeq and is a predicted model, not a curated record. Gene Ontology annotation, cellular component: nucleus.